This is a messenger RNA of Penicillium nucicola, 870 nucleotides long. Its product is annotated as carbonic anhydrase. The transcript has a single exon. Gene Ontology annotation, molecular function: zinc ion binding; carbonate dehydratase activity. NCBI's taxonomy places the organism in Eukaryota, Fungi, Ascomycota, Eurotiomycetes, Eurotiales, Aspergillaceae. The coding region runs from base 1 to 870 and encodes 289 amino acids. The record is from RefSeq and is a predicted model, not a curated record. Gene Ontology annotation, biological process: carbon utilization; cellular response to carbon dioxide; cellular response to oxidative stress. Gene Ontology annotation, cellular component: cytoplasm.
AUGGCUUUCGCGAGGCUUACCGGGCAAACCGGGUUCCUUGCACGCGCAGCGGGGGUAGCAAGUGACUCAUCGAGUUACGUGCUCAAGACUCGCUUGCGAGUCGCCCCGAUGAAAUUCCCGUCUCGCACCGUCCCCUUUUCGACCUCCACCACCCUCCAAUGUGCCAAUCACAACAGCAGUGCAGACACGCCCAGCGCGAACACCCCCAAUGCCAAGACUCACACUGACGAUGGGGAACCCCUAGAUCGGUACGCAACAGCGCUGCGCAACAACAAGGAGUGGGCAGCUCAGACCGCGCGCGAGUUCCCCGAUCUCUUCCCAACCCUUGCGACCGGUCAAACUCCCCAGAUUCUGUGGAUUGGAUGUUCCGACUCUCGUUGCCCCGAGACCACUUUCUUGGGCCUGAAGCCCGGCGAUGUGUUCGUGCACCGCAACAUCGCCAACGUCCUUCACCCUGGUGAUCUCAGUUCGGCCGCCGCCAUCGAAUAUGCCGUGCAGUACCUGCGUGUGCAGCACGUCAUUGUGUGUGGACACACUGCUUGCGGUGGUGUCGCGGCCGCCAUGGGCAACAAGAACCUCGGAAUCUUGGAUCCCUGGCUGUUGCCCCUCCGUCAGCUGCGCGAGCGCAACCUCGAGCUGCUGCAGACCCUGUCUCCCGAAGAGGCUGCCAUGAAGCUGGCCGAGCUGAAUGUCCGCGAGGGAUUGAACAUUGUCAAGCAGAAGGGUGUUGUUCUGAACGCCAUUCAGGAGCGUGGACUCCAGCUCCACGGACUGAUUUACGACGUUGGUUCCGGCGUUCUCAGCGAGCUGGACACGGAGGAUUCGGAGGAGGUGAUCAGGGCUCGUUUGACCGCUUUCAAGACCGAGUAA